AUGGACGGCAAAAAGACCACAGACUGCUCACCUAGAAGGGCCAAGAACAAAAUGGAAGAGGAAUCCAACAGAUUUGAAAUCCUUACUCCGCUUCUUGACAAGAAAAAGAAGAAGAAAAAGCGCUCCGCCUCUAAGGAGAGACACCGGAAGCACUCCCAGGAGCGGCUCCGGGAUUCGUCCCUGGUGAGGGAGCAGCCCGAGGCGACCCCAAGCAAGAGGAAGAAGAAGAAGGCUUCACAGCAGCCCAGGUCUUCCCCAUUGAAACAGUUCCCAAUCUGGGGUGACCCUGAAGAGGCCACUUCUAUACCCAAAAAACACAAGAAGAAAACAAAGCGAGAGUUAGAGGUAGAAGAGGAGGCAGUUCCUGUGUACGCCCUUGUGGACAAAGAAAAUAUCGAGAGCACACCCAGGAACUGCAGGGGAGACUAUGCUGCUUAUGUUGAGAAGAACAAGGCGAGAAAGUCCAAGAAGGGACACCACGCAGGGGUACUGGGCGCAGCCCCUGAGUCCGCCGAGGAGGAGUCGGCGCUGCGUCCCACGGUGAGCAGGAAGAAGCACAGAGAGCAGCCCGGGAAGGCCGCGCGCCGUGACGCUGCCCAGGAGAGCUGGCCCGCCGGCCCUGCCCCAGCCCACGCGGGGACAGAGGAGCAGGAGUGUCUGCCUUCCACAGAGCUGCCGGGCUCUGCGGGCAAGCGCCGGUCCAAGAAGAAAAAGAAAAAGAAGCAUAGGAGCCAAGAGGUGGAGACACUGGCGGCGCCUGAGAGUCCCGGGGCUGCAUCCCCCGAAAGUCCCCAAAGGGUCGACAAGGCUGGGACAGUACAGAGUGGGGAAAGUGGGGAUGCGCCUGAAGAGGCCCGGGACCCCAGCAGGGCAAAGAAAAAGUCCAAGAAAAGGAAGCACGCUUCCGUGACAAGAGAGGCAGCAGCUGGUGACACCUCUGAGCCCCCCGAACCUGACAGUCCCCCGGUAAGAGGUGGUGUGAAACGCAGGCCGCACGAGGAGCUCGCCCAGGCCCCUCCCAGAAGGCAGCGUAUGGAAGAAGCACCCAGGGUAGAACCCACCAACGAAGAGGAAGAAGACCUGUGGGGGCUGGCAGACGACCCUGAGACCAGCUGCUCAGCCAGAGCUUGGAGGGACUCCCCUGACCCCGAGGUGGAUCUGGACCACGCCGUGAAGGAGCUGCGAGAGUUCAUCCCCGACAUUGGGCACAGGGCAGCCGCAAGCGUGAAGCGCAUGUAUCGGGAAGACCUGCAGCGCUUCCGGGAGUUCAGAGCCCAGGGUGUCCCUAUCAGAUUUGGCAAGUUUUCUGCCAAGGAAAAUAAGCAGCUGGAGAAGAACGUGGAGGAGUUUCUGGCCCUGACGGGGAUCGAGAGUGCAGACAAACUGCUGUACGCAGACAGAUAUCCGGAGGAGAAGCUUAGGAUCACCAAUCUAAAAAGAAAAUACGCAUUCCGGGUACACAUUGGAAAGGGCAUUGCCCGGCCCUGGAAGCCCGUCUACUACCGUGCCAAGAAGAUGUUCGACGUGAACAAUUACAAAGGCAGGUACAGCACAGCAGACAUUGAGAAGUUGAAGAGAUACCAGUUUCUGCAUGGAAACAACUGGAAGAAGAUUGGCGAGUUGGUGUCACGGAGCAGCCUCUCCGUGGCCCUGAAGUUCUCGCAGAUCAGCAGCCGAAUAAAUCACGGCGCUUGGAGUAAGACAGAAACCCAGAAGCUGAUCAAGGCCGUCAAAGAAGUGAUUCUAAAGAAAAUGUCUCUCGAGGAGUUGCAAGAGGUAGAUUCCAGACUCCAGGAGAACCCUGAACAGCGCCUGGAGAUUGUUCGGGAAAAGCUCUACAAAGGCAUAUCCUGGGUAGAAGUGGCGGCCAAGGUGGAGAGCAGAAACUGGAUGCAGUGCAAAAGUAAGUGGACUGACAUCCUGACCAAGAGGAUGAAUUACGGCGAGGACGUGUACCGCGGCGUGAACGCCCUGCAGGCGAAGAUCAUCCUGAUUGAGAGAUUGUAUGAAAUCAAUGUGGAAGAUUCGAAUGAAAUAGACUGGGAAGAUCUUGCUAGUGCCAUCGGGGAUGUUCCUCCAUCUUUCGUCCAAACUAAAUUCUACAGGCUGAAGGCUACCUGUGUUCCCUUUUGGCAAAGGAAGACUUUUCCGGAAAUCAUCGACUACCUGUACGAGACCAGCCUGCCUCUGCUUAAAGGAAAGCUGGAGAAGACACUGGCCAGAACGGGCAGUGAGGUGCAGCCCCCCGUGACCCCUAGGCCGGCCUUCCUGUUCCAGGACAUCUUCUACUGUGACGACGAGGACAGUGAGGACGAAGACCCGGAAGAGCGGGUGUGA
Ochotona princeps (American pika) is the source of this 2337-nucleotide messenger RNA. RefSeq names its product transcription termination factor 1 (gene TTF1). NCBI's taxonomy places the organism in Eukaryota, Metazoa, Chordata, Mammalia, Lagomorpha, Ochotonidae. Bases 1 to 2337 code for a protein of 778 amino acids. The record is from RefSeq and is a predicted model, not a curated record. The transcript has 11 exons.